AUGGCGAAAGCCCAAGAUUAUGUAGAAAACAAUUUUCCUAAAGACAGCAAAGUAAUAAAUGCUGCCAAUAAGAAUUUAGUUGGUUCAUUAGAUUUAAGAAAAUAUUCAAACUUAGAAGAAUUAAAUAUUAGGGAAAAUCAAAUAACUAAUUUAAUUUUUUCUGAUAAUAAUACAAACAUCACUAAAAUUAAAGCUUUUAACAAUCAAUUAACUAACUUAAACUUCUUGAAAAGUUUGCCUAAUCCUGAAAAAAUCAAAUGGUUGGGCCUUUUUAAAAAUCAAAUAACCUCUUAUAAUUUGGAAGUCUUGGCUCCUUUCAUUAAUUGUGAAAUGUUAAGUAUUGGAAAAAAUAACAUUAGUGGAAAUUUAAAUCAAUUUAAUAAUAAUACUUGGAGAGGUCCAAGGAAUGAUUUUCGAAAACUUUCUGACAAAAAAGUUUGUGAAACAAUCAAUAGUUUAUGGCAGCAGUUAGAAAAGUUAAAGCAGCAAAAUCAAGAAACGUUAAAGCAGAAAAAUCAAGAAUUAGUUAAAAUUAGAAAGGUAAAGCAGCAAAAUCAAGAAAAGUUAAAGCAGCAAAAUCAAGGAUUAGAAAAGCAAAAUCAAGAAUUAGAAAAGCAAAACCAAGAAUUAGAAAAGUUAAAGCAGCAAAAUCAAGAAUUAGAAAAGUUAAAGCAGCAAAAUCAAGAAUUAGAAAAGCAAAAUCAAGAAUUAGAAAAGCAAAAUCAAGAAUUAGAAAAGUUAAAGAAGCAAAUUCAAGAAUUAGAAAAGCAUCAAAAUCAAGAAUUAGAAAAGCAGCGAAAUCAAGAAUUAGAAAAGUUAAAGCAGCAACUUGAAGAGUUUUCUAACCUACUUUUUCCCAGCCAAUCUUAUAAUUUUACUCAGAUUAAGCAAGAAAUUGUUCGUCUUAAAUGCCAAGAAUUAGCAUCACAAGUUAGGAAAAAAGAAGAACAAUUAGAGCAACUAGUCAACGAUGCUAAAACUAAAACGGAUCAUCUGGGAAAUAUAGUCGACCUACUCCUGGAAACUCAAAGGCAAAUUACAAAAACUAUACCAGAAAGCGAUGAAUAUUUGAAGGGACAAUUAGAUGCCUAUCAAAAUGUUUUAGAAAACAAUAUUACCAAGGAAGAAUUACAUAAUCUUCUUAAUAAGCAAAUAGAACUUGUUCAAUUAGAGAAUCUUCUAGCUAGUUUACAAAUUAAUAACCCUCAAUAG
This is a messenger RNA of Racocetra fulgida, 1212 nucleotides long. NCBI's taxonomy places the organism in Eukaryota, Fungi, Glomeromycota, Glomeromycetes, Diversisporales, Gigasporaceae. The record is from the annotation of a GenBank genome assembly.